Orycteropus afer afer is the source of this 1503-nucleotide messenger RNA. RefSeq names its product interferon related developmental regulator 2 (gene IFRD2). Bases 178 to 1503 code for a protein of 441 amino acids. The transcript has 12 exons. Lineage: Eukaryota; Metazoa; Chordata; Mammalia; Tubulidentata; Orycteropodidae. The record is from RefSeq and is a predicted model, not a curated record.
CCUUCCCGGCGGGCCGUUUGGCAGGGCGGGGCGCCUUGCGAAGAUGGUGGAGUGCGCGGCGUGUGCCUCCAGUCGCUUGCCUAAGUCUCAGCGUCGCGCACCGGCCGGUGUCUCGCCGGUCCGGAGCCCCCGCCCGCCAGGUCUCUGACCCCGCGCCCCCAGUGUUCAGUCCCCGGUAUGCCCCGCGCCCGCAAGGGGAACGCGCCUCGUAAGGGCGGCCAGCGCCGUGGAGGGGGUGCCCGGAGCAGUGCCCACGCUGACUCAGGUUCCAGUGAGGAUGAGGCGGCCAGUGAGGCCCGCAGCACCACCAGUGAAUGUCCCAGCCUUGUCAGUGUCACAACAGAGGACUGCCUUGGGGGUGAUGCUGUGGAUGAACAGGCUCAGCAGGAAGACCUUGAGGAUAAGCUGAAGGAAUAUGUGGACUGCCUCACAGACAAGAGUGCCAAGACCCGGCAAGGUGCCCUGGAGAGCCUGCGCCUGGUCCUGGCAUCACGCUUGCUGCCUGACUUCUUGCUGGAGCGCCGCCUCACACUAGCUGAUGCCCUGGAAAAGUGCCUCAAGAAAGGAAAGAGUGAGGAGCAGGCCCUGGCUGCUGCUAUGCUAGGUCUGCUCUGCGUGCAGCUGGGCCCUGGGCCCAAGGGUGAAGAGCUGUUCCACAGCCUGAAGCCCCUGCUGGUCUCCGUGCUCAGUGAUGGCACAGCUAGCCCUGCUGCCCGUCUCCAUUGCGCUUCUUCUCUCAGCUUGGGCUGUUAUGUGGCUGCUGCUGAUGUCCAGGACCUAGUCUCUUGCCUUACUUGCUUGGAAGGUGUUUUCAGCCGGGCCUGCGGUACGCGUGGCUCCACAGCCCUUGUGGCUCCUGCCAGCCUGCAUGGCCUGCUGUGUGCUGCCCUGCAGGCCUGGGCAUUGCUGCUCACCAUCUGCCCCAGCACCCACAUCAGCCACAUCCUCGACAGGCAGCUGCCUCGGCUGCCCCAGCUUUUAUCCAGUGAGAGUGUGAACCUGCGGAUUGCUGCCGGCGAGACCAUCGCGUUGCUCUUUGAGCUCGCCCGGGACCUUGAGGAAGACUUUAUUUAUGAGGACAUGGAGGCCCUCUGCAGCACUCUGCGUACUCUGGCCACUGACAGUAACAAGUACCGUGCAAAGGCUGACCGCCGGCGCCAGCGCUCGACUUUCCGUGCUGUGCUGCAUUUUGUCGAGGGCAGUGAGUUUGAGGAAGAGACAGUCCGCUUCGGGCUUGAGGUGCUCUACGUGGACAGCUGGGCCCGGCGCCGGGUCUAUGCCGCCUUCAAGGAUGUGCUGGGUUCUGGCAUGCACCACCACCUUCAGAAUAAUGAGCUACUCCGUGACAUCUUCGGUCUGGGCCCCGUGCUGGUGCUGGAUGCCGCUGCACUAAAGGCCUGCAAGAUUUCACGCUUUGAGAAGCACCUGUACAACACUGCCGCCUUCAAAGCCAGAACCAAGGCUCGUAGCCGUGUGCGGGACAAGCGGGCAGACAUCCUGUGA